This is a messenger RNA of Glossina fuscipes, 1493 nucleotides long. RefSeq lists its product as uncharacterized. Lineage: Eukaryota; Metazoa; Arthropoda; Insecta; Diptera; Glossinidae. The record is from RefSeq and is a predicted model, not a curated record. Bases 502 to 1455 code for a protein of 317 amino acids. Gene Ontology annotation, biological process: axon guidance. The transcript has 3 exons.
AAAAAAACAAGCAAGUUAGCGUAAAAUGUAAAAACGACUCAUACGAAAAUAACUUUUUUUUUUUAUCUACGGUAAAGUGAAGCAUUGAUUCACCCAUGUAAAUAGUUCGAGAUCAUUUAAUAUGUGUAAUCGAUCCGUGAAAUAAUGAAAUGAAUUGAAAAAUAAUUCACUAUAUAUUGAGAGAAAACAUUAAUUUGUAACAUAUAAAAAAAUUAAAUUUCAGAUAUAACAGAUUUUCUUUUUAUAUAUGAUUUUCAAUAAAAUAUAUAUUUAACAUUCACUUGUUAAUUGACAGAACAAGGCGUGAAUAUAUAAAUUGAAAAUAUAAAUAAAAUCAACAAAACAACAAAAAUUAAAUAUAUAAAAACGGAAAUCUAUCUGUAGAUACUAGACUGAGAACCGAAUCGAAGGCGAAAUCGAGUGAAAAAAAUAUUAUUUUGUUUAAGCACUUAUCGCGAAAACUUGAAAAAAAAAACAGGCUUACCAAACUAACGGCGAGUUAUGGCAGAACUUCCGUCCACUACGAUAACAGCAACAAUAACAAAUCACAACGAUAGUGAACGCAUUGAAUUCAGUUUAUUUCAGAAUUAUUCAGUCCUAAUCAAUAAAUUGGAGCAAUUAGCUUUGGGAGUCGACGUCACCCUGACCAAUAUAUCGUUGGAUUAUAAACAAGAUACAUCGUUUACUCAUGACGAUGAAACGAUAGCUGACAGUUCCGGAUCACAACUUUACCCGCAGACACAUGUAACUCACACUUACGUAGAUGAAGUAGAAUAUUCACGCGUUGUCAGCGACAUAUGGGUAGGAGUUAUAUUAACUUUGCUAAUAGUAUCGGUCAUAUUCCUGAUAUGCGCCGGAUUUCUCUAUCAUAAAUUUCAAAAAUGGAAAAAUUCAUAUCGCUCCGACGCGACAGACCCGGUAGAGACAUGUCGCAAUUAUCCACCUAACUAUGAGAUGGAGUCCCUACCUUCUUAUACCAUAGUGUCCGGCCUACCUACAUACGAUGACGCCUUGGAACAAUUUCGUAAAGCCGGCAUAAUACUUGCACCUCCGAUGCCAAUUAUUAAAAUAUUUGAGGCUAAGGAUACCAGAAAAAUGUAUUCAAUCGAAAAUGGAGUUAACGAAAACGAUAACUUGUCAAUAACUAAUUCAAAUGCAUGCACAUGUACAAAUAGUGCCCCAGUAACUCCACCACCAGCGUUGCCAUCAAGCUCAUCUAAUGCGCCAUUGAUAGAACUUUCACCCGAGCAAUUGGCUCAGCUAUCACAGAAACGUCUAUCAUUACAAAUUGCUUUCGGUUCACAAAUGCAUCGCAAUUCUCGGCCGCGCAUUAAUAUGCAUAAUCAAUUGCUGCUAUCGCGAGCAAUUAGUAACGCUGAUGCUUUGGAGCAAGGACCACAAAUCCAUCGUUCAUACUCUUCAUCAUCGUUUUCAACGGCCAAUAACAGCAAUUAGCUAAAAAAUGUUUCCUACAUUUUCGAAAAAAAAAUAUG